CUCGCUCAGGGGGGAGUGGCCAAGUGUCGCACCAUUCUCAAUGCAAAGUGGCUUCUUCCUCUUACCACUGAAACACAUCAGCACUGUUUUUCUGGCAGGAUGUGGCUGAGGAGCUCGACUCAACUUGGAACGGCUCAUCUCGGGCCACACAUUUGAAACACGAGGAUAACUGUUCAAAGUCGUUUGGGGAUGUUUUGUUAGCGUAGCUUAGCUUUGGUGCUGUGAAGCCAGUGAGUGAAGCUUGGUUAUAAGGCUGUUUUGAGUAGUAGAGGAAAUGCCCACUGUCGGCAGGUAUAUCAGUUUCCGUACGUCAAGGCGGCUUAAAACACCCAGCAGCUACCCGGUGGACGCCAGUGGCGACGCGCUGCCAGCCAAAGUGAAGAAAAGCAGGAGCGGCUUCGGCAAUGGAAGCAUCAGGAAGGUGGAGAGCAGGAAGGCCUUGAGCCUGGAGGCUGCGCAGCUCGAGCUGCAGCACAAAACCAUCACCAGACAAGAGGCCGUCAGGUCGCAGAUGUUUGACGAGAACACCAUCGCAGGCUUUGAGAGGACGGAAGGCACCGGAACACAAACUAGUUUCACAAAGCACAACAAGACAUUCCACAAGUUAUUCCCAGACAUUCCGCAGAGUGAAGACCUGAUACACGCGUACAUCUGUGCCCUGCAGAAGGAAGUGCCCUACCAUGGAAGACUGUACAUCACCGACACCCAUGCCUGUUUUUACUCUUCCGUUUUGCUCAAAGACACGAAGGUGGUUAUUCCAGUUUCCUGCAUCCACUUCGUAAAGAAGCAGAACACGGCUUUACUGGUACCCAACGCCAUGUCUAUUCGCACCUCAGCAGGAGACAAGUACCUGUUUGUGUCGCUGCGUAACAGAGAAUCCUGUUAUAAGCUGCUGCGCUCAGUAUCUCCUCAGCUAGAGGAUGGCAGCACAACUAGUAGCCCCGUUUUCUCCUCUGCCGAAAACAGCUUCGAUAAGAUCAAACUUGUGAGCUCCAGCCUGUCCAGCCUGGACGACGGCUUCCACCAGUUCGAUGGCUCUCUGGAGUCCCAAUCUCCUCAGGACCAGCUUGUGCACAGACCACACCGAGAAUCUAAAGGGAUUGCAGCAACUUUCAGGAGCCUGCACAUGCAGGAGCAGAGUGAUAGCUCAUCCUCGGAGGAGCUGUCUGUAUCGGGUUCUCGCGGAUCGUGGGUUUGGAGUGUGACAGGAAAGGCCAAGUCCCUGCUGGUUCAGAGAGAGGCCAGCACCCUCAACACUCUACUCUUUAUGUACUUGAUUUUGGUGGUGCUGCUGCUGCUGUCAUCCGGCUACAUCGGUCUGCGCAUCGUGGCCCUGGAGCAGCAGCUGACCUCGUUAGGGGCGCUGUCUGAUUUCACUGUACAGAGCGGGUACCAAGACACAUAACACCUGUGAUUGGAGGAUUAUCUGGACCUCUUCUAGCCGAACGCAGUGCAACAAAAUUCAAUGUGCUCCCAGUACGCCGCGUGCUGUUGGCCGGAGGACAAAUGGACAACCUGUGCAAUUUCAGAGACCACUUGUUAACUUGAAGGGCUAUACACUUCCUCCUCGUGCAGUAAACCAGUGGACACGCCUCGACUUUGUCGCACGGAGCCGUGCUUAAUAAUGCACGCACACGCUGCCUGGCUGCAGCGCGUCCGUCGUCAGGAUCCAAAGCCCCACGGCUCUGACUCGGCGACGCAACACUUUAACCAAGUUUGACGGACACGUUCCUGGUGGACACCGUUCCACGUCUGAAGUCACGUGACCUUUCAGGCGCUUCUGCCCGUGCAUGCCGUCUGACCAGGGCUACACCGAUCCUCGUUGGCCUGCUGUAGGUCUCACAGCGGAGGCGCAGUGCUACGCAUUUACCAAAGAGGCGCCCGGUGCACGUCUUUUGCAUGGAGCGCAUGGAGAUGACGGAUUUUUCUAUCACUUAUUUAUACGUCCAGCCAUCAGCCAAAUCGCUCUCCCACAGUUGAGUACUUCUCUGUCAAGGCCCGAUGGUUUUCCGACUGUUUCAUCCUUUCGCUCCUUCUGUAAUCGGCGGUGAUCGCAGUGUUACUUCCCCCGUCUUUGGCGUGAUUUAAACUAAUGUAAUGAUCGAUGAUCACAGGGUCGUCAUUUCCACUGCACCCCAAACUGCGGAUGGACUUAUGAUGCACAAAUACUGAAUAAUCAUAAUAAUGGGACAUAAGGUUGUCUCAGAGGCAUCAAUGUGGGGGUUUUGUGAACAACUUUGGUCCUCAAGAGCAUAUUUACUAUCUGUCUGACAUUGUGUCAAUCAGUCUGACCAAGUUGUUUUCAAAUGACAAACCUUCCUUUUUAUCUCUUGAAGACCUAUUGGCUAUUUCUAAAAUUUUCAGGUUAUUUAAAGUAGCACAAAUAAUUUAUAUGUAAUGUUUAUGUAUUUGGUCUGUCGACCAAACUGUAUGUACGUGUUUUCUUGCCAGAAGAGGAGAUUUUGCAUCCACACUUGCUGUAAGGUCCAAGUUUUCAACAGCACAACAAGUGGUCCCGAUAAGAAAUUUCAAUAUGCAACAAAUUGUGAUGUAUGGCAAACUGUAUUUCAUCUCUUUUGUGCUCUUUUUUUUAAAAAUGGGGCUUGAUGGUUUUGUGUAAGAAGAGAAAUGUGAGUGGAAGUAACCGCUCAAUGGAGCGAGUGCACUUUAAGAAAUGUGUUGUGUCUGUCACAAUUCGAGACACGUUUGGAUUGAGGGGAAAUGGCAAAGCUGGCGUUCUGUGGUGUCUUGACGGUGCUACGACCUUCUUUUUAAUCGGUUUUCACUCAGGGGUGGUGGGCACGACCUUCCACGUGGGUUUAGGUCGUCAUCUUUUCCUUCCCUCAACCACAAAGUGCUCGUUUCACGUUUUAAUACAUCUGGGCUUUGGGGAUUUCUUAAAUGUACCUUUUUUUUGUUGAUAAAGAACACUAUUCGUUGAGAUUUACUUGACUUCUUUUUAAGUCCUAACCUGACAUAUCCACGCUACAGCUUAAUGGUUUAACAUCACCCUUGUUGUAGCAGUUUGCUCCCUUCUGUUGGAAGAGUCCUCCUCAUUUGUGCCAACCUGCCAUAUUCUGUUCUUUCAGUUGUUAUAAUCCCCCCACUAGGGAUCUACUGUCCUCCAUACAAGAAUCUCCACGAGGGCAGUUUGUGUGGUUUUGCACUAUUCAACGUGUUGUAAAUAGGUUUUAAUGAAGGUGGUCUCUGUGAGACGACUUUGCUAUUCAAAAUAAAUCAAGUCUUUGCAAAGUAAA
Gasterosteus aculeatus aculeatus (three-spined stickleback) is the source of this 3257-nucleotide messenger RNA. Its product is annotated as GRAM domain-containing protein 2B. The record is from RefSeq and is a predicted model, not a curated record. NCBI's taxonomy places the organism in Eukaryota, Metazoa, Chordata, Actinopteri, Perciformes, Gasterosteidae.